GUCUUCAUCAAAAUGCAUCCUCUUCCACAUCCUCCAAACCCCCUAACCAGCUCUCCGACACGCCAUUACUCACACCCUCAAGCUGUUAAAGGCUCCCUUGUGUUUAAACCCAUCACCCUCUCUCAUCUUCCUCCCACGUCAGAUUAGGGGUUCGAGUCUUGUCUCGCGCUUAGUCGUCGUCGCCGUCGCGCUCAGUCGCCGUCGCCGUCGCUUCGAAUAUCGUUGGUUGGGUCAUCCUUCACUCGCACGUGGCCCUACCGUGACGUGCGGCCGAUGCCACCGUGACCCUGUCGACAAAGGAGAGUUCCACCGCGGCCUUUACCUCUUUGUGCUGUCUCUACCUCUGUAUCGUGUCUCUGCUUCUGCUCAGUGCAGUGCAGUUCAGUUCCAUUUGUCCAUCCCUCCGACGGCGCUUCUCGCCACCCCAACCUUGCCACCACCAUGGCUCUUCCAACCGUCGGGUCCUCCCCCCGGCUCUCUGUGGAGGCCAUAGGCGCGUCCCUCUCGGGCCUCCAUCUAGACGACACACGCUUCAUGUCGUUGUGCUUCAGCGCCUCCGUGUCCGCCCGCGCGUGGAUGCUCCGGAAUGCAGGUUCGAGUUUUGAGGUCCGACCUGGCUUGCUGUUGGCGGUGCUGUUGGGGUUCACGAAGGAUCCUUACCCUUACGUUACAGACGCAGCGCUUGACGGGCUCGUUCAGUUCAUCUAGCGUGGUGGAGAGUUGAAAGACAUUGGCUUGGUCGAUGCAUGUUACCAACGCACCGUCCAGUUGCUUCGGGACUUCGAUCCCUGCGUUAGGUACUCUGUGGUUCGCGUGUUGAUGGUGGUAAGUCUUUGAAUGAUGUAUACUUAUAUAUUCCAUGUGGCUUCAUGGGGUAUGAUGUUGGCAGCUUCUAGCUCAGAGAUGAAAGCCUAUUGGUCCGAUGAUGUAUUUGCCAAGCUAUGCUCCAUGGCAAGAGAUAUGAAUAUGAAGGUUAGAGUUGAAGCAUUUAAUGGCCUCAGAAAGAUGGAAAUGGUAUCGGAGGAUCUUCUUUUGCAAAGUUUAGCAAAGAGAGUUUCAGGACGUGGAAAGCAAAAGGAAACCGGGGGUCAGAGCACAUCUGAACAAUGUGUCAUGUUGGCAAGUAGUGUUGCUGGUGCACUAGUUCAUGGACUUGAGGAUGAGUUCUUUGAGGUGAGGAAGUCUGUAUGUGAGUCCUUACGCACACUGACAAGCCUAUCUGCUGAGUUUGCACGUGAAGCGUUAGACUCGUUAAUGGAUGUGUUGAAUGGUGAUUCUGUGGUGGUUCGCUUACAAGCUUUAGAAACCAUGCACCAUAUGGCAAUUAAUGGCCGUUUAAAGCUUCAUGAAAAACAUUUGCACAUGUUUCUUGGAGCCCUGGUAGAUGAUAGUUGGGAUGUAAGAUAUACUUAUAGGAAAAUACUUAAAGUAAUGAAGCUAAACAAUCUGGCAUUGUUCAAAUCAUCUGUUGACAGACUCCUGCGGAAUUUAGACAGUUAUCCACAGGAUGAAGCUGGUGUAUUUUCUACUUUUUCUCAUCUGGGCCGAAAUCACAAGAAAUUUGUAAGCCUGAUUAUGAAGGACACGUUUGAAGAGGUAGAAACGGCUUUGGAAGGAAAUGUAGAAUUUGAUAGUGCAAGGAUAGCUGCUCUGUUAAUUCUUUCUAUAUCUGCUCCACUCUUGAAUGCUGAUGUAGGCAGAAUACCACCAGUUCCACUCUUAAAUGCUGAUGUAGGCAGAAUACCACCAGUUAUGUUUUCUUAUGCAGUUACGUUCCUAGGUAGAAUUUAUAAUGCUUUUAGUGAUAUCAUGGAUAGGGAUUCCCUUUUGGCUUGCCUAUGUGAGAAAAGCAGAUCUACAGAGUAUUCUGCAACAAAUAUUAACCUCGCGGUAGGGGUGGAACAGUUGCCUUUAUUUGAAGGUGAUAAUGCUCCAAAUUUUUCUAGCAAUGAGGUCAUUGGCGCACAUAUCACAAGGGAGCCGAAAGAGUUAGCAGAUAACCAGAUACAACAACAACAAUCUCUGAAUGAUGAAGUUAGAAAUUACAUCCUUGCAAAGCCCGCUGCUAUGUGGCUGAGGAUACAAUCAGGUCAUACAAAUGAAGUGCUAAGGUCCUUAAGGUGUUUGAAGGAGUUAGCUGCCAUGAAACUUGAUUCUUUGGGAUCUGGUGAUGCUGAUGCUUUGGCAUUUACUAUACUAUACCUCCGGGUGAUAGAGCUACUUGCUGAAGUAUGGGAGCCCUUGCUGCCAUCAAAAAAGUUGUGUUCUCAGCGAAUAGGAAAAAUGGAAUUCAAACUGGGAAAGCUUGAUAGGAGGGUUAAAGAAUUGAUGAGUAGGUUUAUANGCUUGUCNGCAGAAGAGGAAUUAAACGUCUUGGAGCUAAUGUUAUUAACGUGUGCUCUCAGGAUAUGUAAAAGUGAAAUCAUCUGUCAUAAUCAUACAUUGAAGAGGCUGAAAACUCUAUAUUUACGUGUUGAAUCUAUCCUAAAAGAAAGUUCAGCGUUGCCAUCCAAUUUCGUAGUUGAAAUUGGGAAAUUAUUAAGUACCAUCUCAACGGAUGGAGCUUCUUGCAGUCCACUUCAGUUUGAUGCAUUUCUCAAGUUUUUCUCUCUGAAGCAGUUUAUGCUUCAUGGAACAAUCAAACAUGUAAACGCCGAACUAAGCAUUCCCAACAAUGACAUGGAACACCCUCUUCCCUUCGUUUCAGGGCUACCCGUUGGUGUACCAUGUGAAAUCACUCUCCAUAAUAUUUCAAGCGAGAGUAAGUUGUGGCUAAGGAUGACUUUGGAUGAUGGUUUCGUACAGCAUGUCUUUCUUGAUUUGGACUGUUUUGAAGGCUCUGAAGUGGUAAGAAAAUUUGCAUUUGUUGCGCCCUUCUACAGAACACCAGAAGCUUAUUGUCUUACAUUGAAGGUUUGCAUUGGUGCAGAAUGUUUGUUUGAAAACGUUAGUCCAGUCCAAAGGUUUGGGGGACCAAAACGUGAACUAGUACUUCUUUGUAAAGAAAAACAAGUUUAUCUUUCCAAGGUUAAUAAAGAUUAAUCUAUUAUUAUCUU
Molecule: messenger RNA, 3056 nt
Organism: Vigna radiata var. radiata (mung bean)
Lineage: Eukaryota; Viridiplantae; Streptophyta; Magnoliopsida; Fabales; Fabaceae
Product: protein SIEL
Exons: 10
Coding region: 838-3042 (734 amino acids)
Biological process (GO): intercellular transport
Cellular component (GO): endosome
Source: RefSeq, a predicted model, not a curated record